AGUAAAGCUAAUUUUAUCUCACAUGGAUUGUGCCGCCCAGACUGGCCCUCGCUACCGGGUUUCCGGAGGGCAAGUGGAUCGCGGACAACGCGCAUCCCUCAUCUCCGCGGCUCGUCUGGCCAGUAACAGGGGUUGCUGAUGAAUAACAACAACUGCAGCCCUGCUCCACUGCAAAUUUACCUGACGCCUGGAAUUCCCGGCAUGACCUGGAUCUGGGUCGCCCUCCCGUGUCAUGGCACCAAGAUCUGCAACGAUUUACUCUUCAUGGCUGCGGUGCCCAACUCUAACGGGGCCUCCUGCUCUUUCGAGUCUAGCUCUCGAACGCUGUCGAAUACCGCCUCGGCUCACAGCUCCAGAUUUGUGGGGCAGGGGAUUUUUGGCAGCUGCUCCUACCGAGGGAACUCCCUUAUAUACGGGCCCCCUGCCCAUCUCCACCGCCGUGACAUUUCCGUGAUGAGUUUCACUUGCUUUGCUCGCCAGGAUGCCUGCUGGUGACGAAGAUCGCUCGGUAGAGGUUACGGCGGUCGCUGCGGUGUUCAUGUCCGUGGCGACCGUGGCGGUCCUCCUGCGGUGCUAUGUGCGAGGGUUCUUGAUCAAGGCGUUUGGCUGGGAUGAUGCGGUGAUGGUCCUUGCGAUGGCGUUCUAUCUGAUGUUUUCGGGGUGUAUGAUCGGCGGCGCCAUCUACGGAACCGGACGCAAAUUCGCCGUCUUGACCGCGCACGAACGAGUAACAGCAAUGAAGUACUGGUGGCUCUGCGAAAUCGCCUACUGCUUCGCCUCGAUCGGAUGCAAAGUCUCCGUGUGCAUCUUCCUCAUGCGCAUCACCGUCAAGCGCCUCCACAUCUGGCUCCUCUGCGCCGUCAUGGCUUUCACAGUGCUCACGGGCCUGCUGUUCAUGUUCAUCAUGCUGCUGCAGUGCAAGCCACUCGAGUACUUUUGGACGCGGACUGCGCUCGAUCCGACGAUUGAGGGACACUGCAUCAGUAUCGAGAUUGUCAUCACCAUGACCUAUGUGUACAGUGCGUUUGCGGCGCUGUGUGAUUUUACAGUGGGCAUUCUGCCGAUAUUUAUUGUGCGGAAAUUGCAUAUGCGACGCAAGACCAAGAUGGCUGUUGUGGGAAUUUUGGGCAUGGCGUGCAUUGCCUCCUCCGCCGUCAUCGUCCGCUUCCCCUACGUCAAAACAUUCCGAGACCCUGACUUUCUCUAUGCAACCGUCGAGAUCGCAAUCUGGUCCAACAUCGAAGCCGGGCUAGGCAUCACAGCCGGAAGUCUCGCGACCCUCCGCCCCCUCCUCCGCCACUGGCUCGGCUCGACCACCUCCGACGGCGACUACAACAACGCGUCUCCCUUCCCCGGUCGGUCCGGGUCGAAGCGACUGGCUAGCGGGACGCGGGAUCGCGAUCGCAACCGGGCGUUUCCGCUGGGUUCGUUGGAUAAUUCGAGUUUGCAGGGACGGCUGAGACCGGAUAAGGCGGUUACGGUUACGACGGUGCAUACGAGGCAUGAUCAUGAUGAGGGGAGUGGGGAGGGGUGGGGAGGGGGGAGUGUGAGUAGUAGCGAGGAGCGGUUGACGCUGGAACGCGAGAGGCAUGGGGGUCGGGGCGUGGAUGCAAGUUCGAAUUCGGGGAUGGGCAUGGGGCUCGGGAUCCAUCAGAUGAUUGAAGUUACGCAGACGUCGUCGGAUGUGCAGUCGACGAGUGUCAAGGAGCAUGUGUGAUUUCGUAUGGAGAUAAUACACGGUAGAUACAAGACAAAGGUAUAUCCUUGAGUGGCUGUAGAGAUGAUUGGAGAACACGGACGCCACCAGGGCAUGUCUCAGAUCUUGUGUUCUAGUUCCCCUGCACUCCGCACGUGGGACCCCGACUCAGCCCACAUUCCGUGGGUGAGACAUCCGUGUACUCGGGCCAGAAGGAUCAUCAACAGUGCAUGCUGUGGCGUUUUCUAAUUUCCACCUCAGGCCAAAGGGAACAUCCUCACGCUUUGUGCCUCCCUUUGUACCAAACGUGAUGUCUGAAUAUAGUAACGUCCAUAUGCUGCUUGGUAUUUUAUGGGGCAAUGAGAAAGACUAUAUAUAUUCCACUGUAUUAGCGAG
Molecule: messenger RNA, 2092 nt
Organism: Aspergillus calidoustus
Lineage: Eukaryota; Fungi; Ascomycota; Eurotiomycetes; Eurotiales; Aspergillaceae
Source: the annotation of a GenBank genome assembly